AUGCAGCGCUUUGAAGAGCUCCGAUGCAUUGGACGUGGAAGCUACGGGUCGGCACAUCUUGUACAAGAGCGUACAUGCGUCGAGAAUCGUUUUGUUAUUAAGAAAAUUCCUAUGGAGUUAUUAUCACUCAAGGAAAAGGACCAAUCCUUUCGUGAAGUAGAGCUCCUGGCGAAGCUUAAACACCCUAACGUCGUCGAAUAUAAGGAAAACUUUGUCAUAAACAAUGUACUGCAUAUUGUCAUGGCUUAUUGUGAUGGCGGAGACUUGGCGGACAAGAUCAAGGAGCAGCAGAAGAUUCGAGAACAGAUUGUCGGCUCGAACAACAAUAUGAACGACCCGCGAGGGUAUUUUCCCAUCAGCCAAGUACUGGACUGGUUUGUGCAGAUGGCAAUGGCAAUCAAGUAUCUACAUGACCAACGUAUAUUACAUCGAGAUUUAAAGACCAGCAAUGUGUUCCUUACGACUGAUAACGUGGUUAAAUUAGGAGACUUUGGCAUCGCCAAGACACUGGAUUCGACACUAGACCAAGCAAAGACGGUGGUAGGGACACCAUAUUAUAUGAGUCCAGAAGUUUGUGAGAGCAAGCCAUACUCCUAUGCAAGCGAUGUGUGGUCACUAGGUUGUGUUUUGUAUGAGAUACUUGCCCUGCGUCACGCCUUCGACGCACCGAACAUACUCACGCUCAUUCUCAAAAUUGUGCAGCAAGACUGUGCCCAAGUACCCCCCUUUUACGACAAGGAAGUCUCCAACCUGCUGCGCAAACUGCUUGACAAGGACCCAGAGAAAAGGCCUACGAUGGACGAAAUUUUUGCGAUGCCGUACAUUUGCUACCACAUGCAGGGUCUUGUGGCUUCAGGCGGCUCGCUUAAGGUGAAGGUGAUAAACCGCGCAGCACGUACCCCGCAACAUGUUUCAGCUUCUUUAAUUGGUAGACGGCGCCUCCACCCCAAUAACAAUCUAUCUGCUCAGCGCUCCUCCAGGGAGAAAAGGCAACUGCGAUUAGAUCAGACGACAUCUUCACAGGUAGCACAGGUACUACCCAUGCAGUGGAUGCCGAUCAAACCUUUUACUGAAUAUGCUGAUGACCCAGACAUACGCAGUGAGUGCGAGCUACUAGAUACAAGCGUAUUAGAAGAGUCGUCGCAAAGCUUUCGUCUACCAGAGCGAAGCAGUACACCAGAGCCACUUGUGAUUACGAUAGAGGAGAAACCGCAUCCAUUUGCGAUGAAAACUCAUAGGUUCCUGCCUGAUGAGGGAAUCGACGAAGAGUUACCAAUUUCUAUACCGACAGCGGUACGGCCACACCCUCUGUUAGUCUGUGGCAAUGGAAAGCUAAUUGCAUGGAGUCAAGAUGAAAAGCCACACGUAAACGGCGGUAGCCAUUCCAACAGCAAUGAAGGGGUUGAUGAUGAUAAUGAUGACAACUUGCGGUUUCAAGCAGAGGCAGAGGAGCUCAUGAAUCCAAACUUCCAGACCGAGUAUAGCGAGGAAUGCAUCGACAGCUUGCAGAUUUACUACAGCUCCAAGGAGAGUACUGGGCCCAGUAUGCAGGUCGUACGACAACGUGACAACCUUCGACAACGAGAUGCUGGCAGUCCCAGAAUGCAUAUUGAUUUACCUAAAUCUUGCUGGCUGCACCCCGCAGCUCGGGCAGUAAGCUUGGAAGGCAAUGAAGACCUAUUAGAACCCUCUACCAUGUUAUUAGACGAUGUCGGUUCGGAUGGUACUGAUAGGGCACCUUCGCUUAGUGAGAGUUCCAUGAUGCGUGAGUUGGAGCUAGAUGCGGAUAGUGACGAUGACGAUGGAUCCACUGAUACAUCAUUAAGUGAAUACGAGGUAGAAGAGAACUUUUACAGCUAUAGCUCUUCUGACUUCGAGGAUCAAAACGGAACACAAUACAGCGACGACUAUGAAGACGCUGACGCUGAAGUCAUUGAAUACGCGGACGAUGGGUUCAUCAGUGAAGGAGAGAGACACGAGAACGAGCACCCAAUGCAUACCACAGGUGAAGAAAAAGAAGGAGUCGCUACUGACUGGAAAGACUUUGAAAACACAAUUGCUGGCUAUAAACCGACAGGGCAUGACGACUGGCAUGGUGCAUGCGUACCGAAACUUGAAGGCCCCACUGAGGCGCAGUGGGUCAUGCGGAAGGUUGCACAAAGUUUGAUGCUCACUAAAAAUGACCUAUACCCACUGUAA
Molecule: messenger RNA, 2199 nt
Organism: Peronospora belbahrii
Lineage: Eukaryota; Oomycota; Peronosporomycetes; Peronosporales; Peronosporaceae
Source: the annotation of a GenBank genome assembly